AUGUUUAAGGACUUAAUACCAAUCGAUCAGAAGAAAACAAAAAGAAAUUUGGAAUUUAAAUUCGUUUCGUGGUUUGAUUCUUCGUCUAAAUGCAUCAUGAGUCAUAUUCAAAUGUUUUAUAAUUUAAUGAUUUGCUGCCGAAACUUUGCAAUUAUCAAUUGGCAAUAUACAUUACAUCGGCAGAACAACUUCAAUCAAGUUUUACCUAUCGAAAAUCAAGACUUCUCAGAAAUCUUUUGCUUAACCAAGUUAUCUCCAAAAUAA
Messenger RNA from Clunio marinus, 264 nucleotides. NCBI's taxonomy places the organism in Eukaryota, Metazoa, Arthropoda, Insecta, Diptera, Chironomidae. The record is from the annotation of a GenBank genome assembly.